AUGAGCAAGCGUUCCUACGGAGAGUCAUUAUCCCAAGGUGGCUCUCAGCCGCCAGAGCAUAUCGAUAACAAUCAUAUGCUGGCCAUCAACGACCUUUUGUCCCCCGAUCAGGAGCAACAAUCGGCCUCGUCAUCAAAGAAACCCCGUAAUUUCAUCGCCACUGUGGCUUGUGAAACAUGUCGACUCAAAAAGACCCGAUGCGACGAAUCCAGACCAAAAUGUGGCCUGUGCAAAGCUCUUGGUCUGGAGUGCGUCUACAAUGAACGGAAAUCCUCCAAACGAGAUCAUUCCCUGAGCUUGAUUAUGAGCACUCUCCAUCGGCUGGAGACCAAGCUUGAAAGUCUCCCUUUAACAAUAUGCCAUGACCUCCAGUCCCUCCAGGGACAGAUGCUCCGCGCCCUUGAGGAUCCUGCCGAGAUGGCAACCCCAGGACGCGCGAACCCAGCCGUCAACAAGCAAGCGUCGCUGGUGCAUUCUGUAUCGCAGAACCUCACUCCCGAUGCUGGAGAGCCCGAUGACUUUGAAUUCGAUGAGCGUGCAAAUGCGACCAAUCCGACGGGUCAGGUUUCGAUCUCUUUUAGCCAACACGGGGUCAUCCUAUGGCCCGGAGCCCGGGAAACUCUGCCAACGAGACUUCUCGAGGCCCAUGAACGGUUGGGGAAAAACUAUGUGAUCGAUACGGAAAUGAAGAGGCCCCAGCUCCCCAUGUACAUCUCCCCGUUUCCGCCACAGGCCGGGAAUGACUGGCUGGAGGCGCUUCCCCUCGCCAUGGUCAAAGGUCUUUCCGAUGCUUUUUUCUCAACCUUUAACCCGUUCACCCCCAUCAUGGACAAGAAUUUCUACUUCGCACUUACGGUUGGAGCUGCGAUCGAGGAUGGCUUUGGCUAUACAAUGGAGAGCUGCUUAGUUCUCAACGUCAUGGCCCUGGGAUGUCUCGCCGUUCAGGCCCAUAGAGAAGGCAACUAUCCGUUGCCUGGCACUCGGAGUGGUCAAUUCGACCCCCCGGAGUGGUUGGAUGUGAUUUACGAGGAUCCGCCGGGACUGCGUUUCUUUAACGAAGCUCGCCGCCGUAUCGGGUUUUUGAUGUGCAAUAAUGAUCUCCAAAGCUGCCAGUUUUAUCUUUUAUCAUCUGUUUACUACAGUCAGAUACUUCGAGUUAUGGAUUCGUGGGCUAUGCUUCACCGCGCGGCUACUUGCUGCCUAUCAAUGUUGACCAACCACGAUGUCAAUUUCAACGAAUGGGAGGGCGACAUGAAGUCGCGCGUCUACUGGAACUGCGUGAUGAACGAGACCAUUCUCGUGCAAGAAUUGCAUCUUCCCCCAAGCGGACUGGCUCGACUCGAGGAAUUCGUACCGAUUCCAAAAUUCAUCGGUUUUGCAACUGUUGGCCUCGGUCCUUCCAGGGCCUCUUCCACGGAUGAGAUCGACGAUUCUUUUUUCCAAUAUCACUUCCUCGCGCAGGUCGCUCAUCGUAUCAUCCUAACCCGUAUCCGGCAUUCCUUAUACUUCUACUCCGACUCGGGAACAUUCCCACUGCCUGCGAUCAACGCAGAGCUUCAUCACCAACUGGAUCAAUGGCGCCUCAAUCUGCCGCCGGCGCUUCAGUUCUCCGACACUCUUCCAACUACGCCGGCGGCUGACACGCCGGCUGCCCCGUCUCCAUCCCCGAUAUCGCCCCUUCCCCUCGACCCCAACCGUCCUCUAUCGCCGGCAGUCGCCGUGUCGGAGGCCAUGCUCCGCGGCCGAUACAAGAUCGCCAAAUUUCACAUCGGUCGUCCAUACCUAUACAAAGCGCUCCGCAUCCCGGGCUCGCUCUCGGACGAAGACCUCGACCAGAUGCGCAGCGGCCUCCGCAACGCCAUGGACUGGCCCGUUGUCGGGGGUAUCUUCCGAGCGAUGAAGAGCUGUAUCCCGAUCAAAUUCGCCUUUUGCUCUCAAUUCUUCGGCCAAAUCCUCCUCUUCUACUGCAUCUCUCACUCCCCUGACCCUCGCCUUCGAAGCACCCUCCCUACCGGCUGGGAACGAUGGAACCACGAAAUGUUGCGUUUCCUGGAAGACUGCGCGCCUUAUAGUCCGGCUGUUGCGAAAGAUUUGGAACUUUUGCGACUGUUGUGA
Molecule: messenger RNA, 2115 nt
Organism: Aspergillus melleus
Lineage: Eukaryota; Fungi; Ascomycota; Eurotiomycetes; Eurotiales; Aspergillaceae
Product: putative C6 finger domain protein
Exons: 7
Coding region: 1-2115 (704 amino acids)
Biological process (GO): DNA-templated transcription; regulation of DNA-templated transcription
Molecular function (GO): DNA-binding transcription factor activity, RNA polymerase II-specific; DNA binding; zinc ion binding
Source: RefSeq, a predicted model, not a curated record